CACGAGCUCUGAUAUAUGUCCGUGGUCACAUCGCGUAGUAACUGUUCUGGCUCCCUCGGCUUCCUUCCCUCCCCGAUCCCUCGCCGCCGCUGGUCUUCCUCGCGACGCCAACCCAGGUCCCUCGCGCCUAGGGUUCGCCGAGCCCGUGGCGCCAAGAUAAUGACGGGCCACCGAAACAGUUAUGGAAAGCGACACUCUGAUUAUGCAGAAAAUGGAGGCGGUAAGAGAAGAAAUCCUGCUGACGAUACCUAUGCUCCUGGUCCAGAUGAUACUGCGUAUCGCUACCUCUGCGCCUCUAGAAAAAUUGGGAGUAUAAUUGGCAGGGGUGGAGAGAUUGCAAAGCAGUUGAGGGCCGAGACUCAAGCUAAGAUUAGGAUUGGUGAGAGUGUUCCUGGCUGUGAUGAGCGGGUUAUCACAAUAUUUAGCUCAAGUAGGGAAACUAAUACCAUUGACGAUGCUGAAGAUAAGGUUUGCCCUGCUCAGGAUGCUCUCUUUAGAGUUCAUGAGAGGCUUGCCACUGACGAGGGUCCUGGGAACGAAGACAAUGAAGAAAUGUUACCUCAAGUUACUGUUCGCUUGCUUGUGCCAUCAGAUCAAAUUGGAUGCAUUAUCGGAAAAGGUGGGAAUAUCAUCCAAGGAAUCCGUGGUGACACUGGUGCACAAAUACGUGUGCUUAGUAAUGAUCAUAUCCCUGCAUGCGCCAUUAGUGGCGACGAACUGCUUCAGAUAUCUGGGGAUGCGGUAGUUGUCAGAAAGGCUCUUCGUCAAGUGUCAUCUCGCCUCCAUGAUAACCCAUCUAGGUCACAGCAUCUUCUUGCAUCCAGCUUGACCCAACCUUAUCCAGGGAGCUCCCACCUUGGUAGUUCCUCUACUGCACCGGUUGUAGGGAUUGCUCCUGUAGUUCCUCCUUAUGGUGGAUACAAAGGUGAUGUGGCAGGAGAUUGGCCUUCUAUAUACCAAUCACGCAGGGAUGAGAGCUCUGCAAAGGAAUUUAGUUUGCGUUUACUUUGUGCUGCUGCAAAUGUGGGAGGUGUAAUUGGGAAGGGCGGUGGAAUUAUCAAACAGAUUAGGCAGGAAUCUGGAGCUUUUAUUAAAGUGGAUAGCUCCAAUUCAGGUGCUGAAGAUGACUGCAUAAUUACAGUUUCUGCCAAAGAGUUCUUUGAAGAUCCUGUUUCUCCAACAAUUGAUGCUGCAGUUCGUUUGCAGCCUAGAUGCAGUGAGAAAAGUGAUGCAGAAUCAGGGGAGCAAUCGUACACAUCACGCUUGUUGGUGUCAACAUCACGUAUUGGGUGCCUGAUUGGCAAAGGUGGUUCAAUCAUUACUGAGAUACGAAGAUCAUCAAGAUCAAACAUACGCAUCCUUUCUAAGGAAAAUGUUCCAAAAGUGGCAGCAGAAGAUGAGGAGAUGGUUCAGAUCAGUGGAGACCUUGAUGUUGCAAGGCAUGCCCUUGUGCAAAUAGCUACAAGGCUGAAAGCCAAUUUCUUUGAAAGAGAGGGCGCUUUAUCAGCAUUUCCACCUGUGAUCCCUUACCAUCCUUUGCCUGCUGGUGUUUCGGAUGAACCAAAGUAUCUAAGCAGGGACACUAAGCCUGCUGGACAUGGUUAUUUGUAUUCAAGUGGAUAUCGUGCAUUGGAUGAUAUGAUUCCUGCCAACAGUUAUGCUAACUAUAGCAGCUCCCAGGCCCCUGGAGGAGGAUAUGGGGCUUACAGUGGGUACAGUAGUCGCUCUGGCGCCAGUGGGUUAUCUGGUCAUAGUUCUCUUUCAUAUGGAAAGCGUCAUGGUUAUUAGGAUCUAGAUCGUCGAAUGAAACAGGUAUGGUUCCUCAACCUUGUCUUGACAUGUCAGAGUGAUUAUGUGAUCGCGCCUUGCUCGCCUUAAUCUUUUUUCUGCCUUUUGAACAAAUUUAACCCAGCUCAGCUAUCUUCUGAUGGACCUGUUCUUUUCACCUUUGCCCCCCUGCCCCCUCCCGUACUAUAAACAGCCAAGACAAUGAAGUUUGGAGCCUGCUUAUUGGAGCCCCUUCCCAAACCAGAUGACCAAGAGUAUGGCCGAACCUGGAAGCUUUGCUUAAGAGGACCUGUCUGGAUGCCAUAGACCAUCUAAUUUCCCUCACACACUACAUUUACAUAUAUUUUUCUCCGGGCCUAUGUUUGAAGCCCUGCCAUAAAUGUUCCGAGCCUAUGUAUUGAAAGGUCACAUUUGAGACUGAGUGUAUUUGGUCGUUUGAAACCUGCUUCAGUUUAGUGGUUUGUGUUGAAAUACUUGUCCUAUCUGCCAUCCAAAAGCCAGGAAAAGGUUACUUGAAAAAACUAGGGAGAUGGUACCUUCCUUUCCUUGGAAGAUUUGGGUUACUUCUCACUUUCUCAGCGAUAUGUGAUUGCCAUUUCAAAGUAACACCAGAACCAAAUGCCAUUCUAGGCUUUCUAGCAUCAGAGAUCACAUAUACCAAACUUGUUCCUGUCUGCAAACAUUUCAUGAGAAUUACAGCACUGCAACUUACAAUUUGUAUGAUCCUCAAUGAGCUUGAAAUAUUCUACAGCAUGAAUUCUAGUUUGUUUAAACUAGUUUGUAUGACCUUUUUAAUUGGUUGUAGAUGCACUUAGGUGUGAGUAACUAAUAUCCUAGUUGUAGUUAGCUGGAAGCUUUUGCUUGUGUUGAUUUAGAUCACACUGGCCUUAAAACGCGCUAGUGCUCGUACCAGACCCUUUGACCUGAUGCACAUGUGUCGUUCUGAUCCUUAAAUGGAGUAUUGGUGAUUUCUAAAGUCAUGAUUAUGCACUGCCAUGUCGGAUAAACUGUAUGCCAAAGUUUGCUGAAGUGCAUGGAUGAGGUUGCAGUCCCAAGUUUUGCAGGUUCACCAUUUAUUUUAGGGAUCCCUUUGUUUUACGCAGAAGUUCUUAAGUUUACAGGACCUAUACUCUUAUCAAAGCUUGAGCUCCUGUGUUUGGAGUCUUUUUGUUAUCUUGUUAACCAGGUAGGUGCAGGAACAUACAAAAUAAGCAGCUAUUGCAGAUUUUGUUCUUGGCUGGAAGGAACUACUCCUGGAGUUGCACAUCAUGCCUACCGUUCUGUGAUCAGUAAAAUAGUUCACUUUCAAUCUUGGAAAUGGCCGGUAGCGCCGAAGCGGGACACCUGUUGUAAUUGUUUGUCUUUAAUGUUUUUCCUAGCCCGUAUCUGUAUGUAAUUUCUACCAGUAUUAGAAUAUGAUCAGCAAUGUUAUUUUUAGAAUGUGUUUUGACAUAUCUAGUUUCAUUCAAUUUGAUCACCUGGGCUAUGGUGAGUGCUUGUCAGUUUA
Phragmites australis (common reed) is the source of this 3295-nucleotide messenger RNA. RefSeq names its product KH domain-containing protein At4g18375-like. Gene Ontology annotation, molecular function: mRNA binding. The transcript is spliced from 7 exons. The record is from RefSeq and is a predicted model, not a curated record. Gene Ontology annotation, biological process: regulation of gene expression. Lineage: Eukaryota; Viridiplantae; Streptophyta; Magnoliopsida; Poales; Poaceae. Gene Ontology annotation, cellular component: nucleus; cytoplasm. Bases 16 to 1788 code for a protein of 590 amino acids.